Messenger RNA from Clunio marinus, 1643 nucleotides. The record is from the annotation of a GenBank genome assembly. NCBI's taxonomy places the organism in Eukaryota, Metazoa, Arthropoda, Insecta, Diptera, Chironomidae.
AAUGAAAAGUAAUAAAACUUCUUUUUUUACUUCUCAAAGAACGCCAAAUCAUCGUAAUGAUUGUUAUCACACAUUUUCACUUGUUAUCAUGAAAAUAAGGCAAUGUCAAGUUUUCAAAUGAAUUUUCAGUUCGUAUUCACCUUUAAAUACGAGCAGAAAUUGAAUUUCUCGUCAGUCCUGAGAAUAAUUCAGAAAGUUAAAAAUAUGAAAGCAUUCAAAAUACUUUGCGUCGUUGCUGCCAUCAUUGGAUGUGCAAAGUCGGAUACAUUUACUGUUGGAGAACUGAUAGAAAAUCAUCGUAUUGGUAGAAUUUUGAGUGUAUCUGAUGUCUGCUUAAGUAGCAGUAACAAUCAGAGGCGAUACUGCAAUGGAGCUGAGGCAGAUGCUUGCGAUUCAACUGGAUUUAUUCAAUGCAAUGGAGUUGGAAAUGGCUUUCUGAUUGAAUGUGGUGGAACUACACCUUAUUGUGAAGAUGAUGGAAAUGGAAAUGCAAAAUGUUCAGCUAUUCGUAAUUCAAACUGUGGUCCACGACCAGCAAAUUAUAAUUGCAUGAGUAAAGGCGUUUUCCCAAAUCCCUUAAAUUGCAAGAGUUACUACCAUUGUUAUGAUGAUGGAAAUAGCAUAACAGCACAAGAAUAUCAAUGCAGUAAUUUAUACGUUUUCGACCCGAGUGCUGUAAAUGGUCAAUACUGCCGAUACACUCGCAAUGCUUACUGCACCACUGUCAAUUGCAAUAAUAAUGCUGGUAGAAAUCUUGUACUGUCUUAUCGUUACUUCCCUGCAACUCUUGGACAAUAUAUUGCGUACUGCCAAAAUGGCAACCAACCUCCACUUGUGUUUAAAUGUGAAGAAGGUUACACAGGAGAUUUGAGUACGCUACCAGUUCAGUGCAACAUAAAUUGUCGUUCAGUAGGAAGAUUUGUUUAUAUUGGCGAUGAAACGAAAUAUUACGAAUGUGUUCGCGCAACGAGAGGUUACACGGCAGUCGUACAAGAAUGCUUCCGAGGUCAAGUCUUUAAUCCAACUACAAAAGCAUGUGAAGUCAGUUUGGUUUCAUCAACAACUACAACUGAAACAUCAACGGGUGGGUCUACAACGACUGAUACAUCUGGAACUACAACUGUAUCAGGUGGAACUACAACUGUAUCAGGUGGAACUACAACUGUAUCAGGUGGAACUACAACUGUAUCAGCUGACUGUGCUUCGACUUGUUCUGGUGAGAGUUUCCCAGGCAAAUGCAAUUCGGAAUGCGCUUGUAAAGAUGAAUGUACUGGUGUCACUAAUGAAGCUGAAUGUACCAACAAUUGUGUUGCCGAAAGAGAGUGCAAAUCCGGUUGUGCUGGAAAUGCUGAUCCGAAUGCAUGUGAAACCAGUUGUAAAGAUUUUCUGAAUACUUGCACAGGCAAUUGUGAAGAUAGUGGCACUCCUACUCCUUCUUGUGAACUCGAAUGUGCAGAAACGGAAUGUUACUAUACUUGCCUUUCAUUUACAGUAGAAGCAGACAUUGAAAAAUGUGCCACUGAAUGCGAUAACUUAGUUUUGAAACUUUAUCGCUAAUUUUUUUAGAAUUUGAAUUUCUUAUUGCCUUCAAGAAAAAUGUAUUUAAAGGAAAAUAAAUAAACGAGCAUAUUUUCACUUAAAGC